GAGGUGCCCAACGCACCUGUCGCGCGGCCCCCGCCCGGCGGCCUAUCGGCGGACGCGCCCGUCUUCUCGCCGCCGACCGCCGGCGUCGCCGAGAUUGCGGCCGGCGCCGGGAGAUAUGCCGCAAGCGACGAUAUGUUCGCCGGCCCACCCGUGUUCGAGUUUAUGGACGAGGAGCAGUUCUUCACCCCG
This is a messenger RNA of Prorocentrum cordatum, 189 nucleotides long. The record is from the annotation of a GenBank genome assembly. Lineage: Eukaryota; Dinophyceae; Prorocentrales; Prorocentraceae.